AUGCACGGCCGGCCCCGCGUCUACGUGCGGUUUCGGCCUCCGACGGAGGUGAAGCUUCCGGCGCUGAAGGGGCCGGGCAUCCCGACGAGCGACACCGAGGUGCCUGUACUUCUCGGGCGCCGCCGCGACCAGGAGGAGGAGCCCGCGUCCCGACGGAUCAGCCUCGAAGGGGAGCACACCAUCAAGUUCCCCUGGAAGUCCCAAAGCAAGGAGGAGUGGAAGGAGGUGCAGGUGCAGGUGGACCAUGCCUUCACCGAAGACUCGUCACAGGAUGCAGUCUAUUCCAGGGUUGGACCUGAGAUGCUGGAUUUCGUCCUCAAGGGCUUCCGUGGGCUCAUCUGCACCUACGGCAUCACUGGGUCCGGGAAGAGUUACACCAUGCUCGGGGAGCAAGGGGGCUCCGGCCUGGCCCAGCGUCUCAUUGAGGAGCUCUUCUUACGCGGGCUGCCGGACUUCUCGGUGAGUUUGCAGGCCAUCCAGCUCCACCAGAACGACUUCACCGACCUCGGGCUCCCGGAGAUGCCGAGUCUGAAAGAUCUCAAGGUCCAGAGCGGCAACGGCUCGGAAAAUACCGGCGCCCAGGAGUUUGAGUUCCGGAGCUCCGAUCCGGCGUUGGCCUGGCUCUCGGAGGUCCUCGGCCGCCGGGCGAAGCUGAAGACCAGGAGCCACUUCCUGCUGCGGGUGAAUAUCCGCUUUACUUCCGGCGGUGCCGCGCUGAGUGCCGUGCUGGACCUGGCCGACCUCGCCGGCUGCGAGAAGAUGGACGAAGGUUUGGAUGUAGCUGCCAAGAAGAACCACAUGACGAUCCAGGCCGGGUUGAGCAAUCUCCGGCACUGCAUCGAGGCCAAGGUCAAAGGCAAGGCCGUGCCGUUUACGUACUUCAGCCUGCCUCGGCUGCUGGCGCCAGACUUCCGGGGAGAUGCCUCGAUCUCCUUCGUCAUCAACUGCCCGAGCCUCUCGGACGUCGACCGCACGGCCGAGACCUCGGAGACCCUUGACCUGGCGCGCUUCAUUCUGAGGCUCGAGCUUGCCUACCGGGCCCAAAAAGCCACUGUGCAGCUGACGGCGGAGGAGCUCCUGAAGUCUGCCGAGAGCCGCGCCGAGAGGGCGCCGACGCCCAAGGCGGAGGCCCCGGUGAAACCCAUGCCCUCCGACGACCGGGAGAUCCGGAGGCUCCGGAAGAAGUUGGAGAGGCGGAACCAGGAAGUGCAGGAGCUGCGGAAGCAGCUGGAGGCCCAGCGCCUGGGUCCUCUGCUGAAGAGGAGUCUGGAGAAGGCCUCAUCCGAAGAGGUCCGGGAACUCUUGAAGGAGGUGGAGCAGCGCUACCCGGAGAUCCUGCAGGCUUGGCCGCGCUGGCGGGAGCAGCUGGAGAAGGGCGACUUCCAGGACCACCUCCUUGAGGUGCAGAAGGCUGUGGAUCAGCGCGAGAUGCAGCUCCAAUCAUUUCAGUGGCUCCUCCAGCGCAAGGAGGAGCUGCAGAACUGCGAGGAGCUGCCCGAGGAGGUGCGGCAGCUUCGGCAGCAGCAGGUGGCAGCGUUGGAUCUGCUUCUGGACUCGGCCGGCUUGUCGAAUGAGCAAAGAGCAGACUUGGCCAAGGAGGCCGCGCAGAAAGAGGCGCUGCAGCAGAAGCUGCAGAAGAAGCAGGAGGAGAUCGGGCUUCUGGAGACGAACUUGCACCUCGCUGGUGCCAGGGACGAUGCACCCGUGAAGAAGGAGCUGUUGGAGGACCUCGCGGCUUUCGGCAUCGACGAGCUCAAGCAAGCGGUGGAGCGUCUUCCUGGGUCCACCUCCACCUUGCAGCACCUGCUCAUGGCGCACCCCUCCUGGAAGCAGCGCUUCUACCAGAUCGGCGGCUUGGAGAAAAUCCUGGAGAAGAUGGAGAGGACCAAGAAGGCCUUCUAUCAUCAGCGCUUGGCACAGUGCCUGUGCCGCACACUGGACAUGGAGAAAGUUGGCAGGAAGGAUCGUUCAGAGCUCCUCCCACGCUUGGUGAAACAAGUUCUCGACAUCACAAACGGGAUCCGAUUUCCUCUGGAUGCCAACAGCGACGAGAGUCGUAUUCUGGAGUACAUGGAUUUGAUGGAAGCGGUCGCCCAGGACAAGGAGGCUCGGUGCUUGCUGGUGCGAGGAGACGCUGUUGCCAAGGCAUUGCAGUUCACGCAGCACCGCGCACAAGCCGUGGCUGCUGCGGCCCUGAACGCCUUGGGACAAGUUGCAAGCGACGGCGUGGAGGAGGUGUCACUGCCGGCCGAUGCUUUGCGCUGGAUGCUGAGCCUCCUGCGCAGUGGCCAGUCAGCGCGACUCAAGAAGGCGGCGGCGCAGUGCCUUCAGCGGCUCUGCUAUGGGUCCUCGGCCUCGGCGCAGGCCUUGCGCCGAAGUCUGGACCAGCUUCAGGCAGUGCCUGAGCUCCUCGCGGCGGCGCGGCAUUUUCAGAGCGCGGAGCAGCAGGUGGGCCGGAACGACGGAGCCGAAGUGGCCAGGCACGUGAAGAACGCGGCCUUGCUGAUGUUGAACGACCGCAACAUCACGCCCGAACCAGAUCCGAGCCACGGCCGCAUCGUGUUGGAGGCCAUGGCAUACGCCACAGCCAAGUCUUUUGCCAAGGAGAUAGCCUUCAACAAUGAAGCGGCUGGCGUCCAGUGCUUCGGGCACGUGAAGUUGGGUGCUUGGACGGCUCAGCCGGCGACGGCUGGCGGCCCGCUCGAAUGCUCACUGUCGUGGAUGAACCCCAUGUUCGCCUUGCGCUUCCCACCUGGUCGGAAGGCGGCCGUGGCGGUGGCAGUUAUCGAUCCUGACGCCGAGUCCCGGCGGGAGCAUGGGCCCAGCCAGCAGCGGAGCCUCUACCACGUCUCCAGGAUCAUGACCGUGAAGCGAGCCCACUCCGCCGAGGGCGCGGAGGAGAAGGAUCAGGCCAAGUUCUUGGAGGACCUGGUCGACCGAGGCUUCAACUCACCGCUGUUUUGGCAGGGUUUGCAGAGCGCUGCUCCGUUCAUGUCUGAAGAUGUUACGGCGCAGCACGUCGAGGAGCUGAACACGGACGACUCUCACAUACUCAUGCUGUCUAUGGGAACUGCUCUGCAAGAGAAGCGAUACGUGGUCAGCGUUUGUGCGGAUGCGCAGCUCGAGCUCGUGCCUCUUUCCACAGAAGGUUGGCAGAGGCGCAGCUUUGCAGGGCAAUGGCGCAGCUCGAUACCAGGAUCUGCUCAAGCCAUGAUCGAUCUGCAGCAAGUUUUCCCGCAGCUGAUCCUUACAAACGCGGCAACCUCCUCGGCCAGCGUCUGCUUCAUCCUCUCCUUCACUUCGAAGGAUGCGCAGCAUGUGAAGAAACACAAAUGGCACGAGGAAGACGAUGAGGAGAAUAUCGAUGCAUCCUGCCCAGGCGCUUCUUACCCCUUGCUUGACAUACAGCUUUUCGAGACUGGCAAGCACCCGAUUCAACGCUACGUGGGGGGCGGCUUUGGUGUAGCCAAGAACCGGAAAACCUCCAACGAGUGGGUGGCCUUGGGAGCACAGCUGCCACCCUGCAGCACCCACAGUCUGGUGAUAGGUCGGUGCUGGGGUCACACACAGAAGCAGUUGCCGGACAAGGCGGAGUUCCAGUCAUUUCGGCUCUUGGUGCUGUCUGAUUGCGAGCUGGAGAUGCAACCGGUCCGCUGUAGCAACGAGUGGCGCGUGGCAUCGUCAAGGCUGCUACGGGUUCAGGACACGAAGGCCUCCUCCAAGCUGAAGCUGCAACUGAAAGAUGGAUCAUCCUCCGAGUCAGAGGCCUCCCAGAAGCCGAGACAUCCGGUGAAAAUCAUGGUGACCACAUGUGCGGGUGAGGAGUCACCGGCUUACAUGAUGCUGCAAGCCUUUCCGCCCGACGGAAAAGUGGAGGUCGAGCCGGUGCUAUGCCCCUCGAAGGACGGAAAAAGAGUCUUCCUGUCCCCGAACGUACACAAUGAGUACGAGCUCAGCGGCGGCGACUGGACGAUCAACAUCAACUACCAUCCCCAGUGCAAGCCCGGCUUCUUGCUCGGCGUGCGCGUCUUCAGCCUCUGUGAUCUGGAGCUGCAGUGGCAAAGCCCCACCGAAGCUCCCGAGAAGGUAGAUCCCGGCAGUGACUUUGAGCGGAGCUUCAUCCAAGAGUUCCGAACCCAGCUCCCCUCCUGGCAGCAUCCCCACAGCGACGAGGAUCUGCGGAUACUGGGCUCUCCUUGA
Messenger RNA from Symbiodinium sp. CCMP2592, 4200 nucleotides. NCBI's taxonomy places the organism in Eukaryota, Dinophyceae, Suessiales, Symbiodiniaceae. The record is from the annotation of a GenBank genome assembly.